This is a messenger RNA of Brassicogethes aeneus, 3360 nucleotides long. The record is from the annotation of a GenBank genome assembly. Lineage: Eukaryota; Metazoa; Arthropoda; Insecta; Coleoptera; Nitidulidae.
GGGCAAUGUCGUAAUAUUAUGGGAAAUGUAUUAUCAUUUGCGAAUAUCCGGUUAUGAUAAUUUCAGCUAAUUGUUUAAUGUUAAGUUUUACUAAAGUGAUUUAAAAUGAAUAUUGUUAAUAAAAUGACCGGAAAAAAUGAAGAUGAAUACAAAAACAAGCUAAUAACUGCUGUCAAAAAAGAAGUGAAGCAGGUGAUGGAAGAAAGUGUAACCAGGAAAUUUGUUCAUGAAGAAUCAGGUUCUGUAACAUCUCUAUGUGGAGCAGUUGAAGCAUGUUUGUCUCAAGGUCUACGCAGAAGAGCCCUUGGCCUAUUCAAAACCUCAUCUACGACGGCUCUACUACACAAAAUAGCCAAGCACAGCCCUGAAGCAUCAAAUAUAUCGAAAAAGGUACAAGAAAUAGAAAAUUUAGACCCCAAUAGACGCUCAUCGAGCAGCAGUGACAGCUUAACUAAGCCCACCUUAAAAAAGAAUGUAUCACUACAAAGCAACGCUGUUUUUCCGAAAUAUUUAUGGAUAAGGUUGGCGCUAUUCAACAAACAACUGGCAAAAAUAAUCGAUUAUCUGGUUUCGAACGCUGAUAAAUAUUACAAUUCCGACGCUUUAGUGGCGGAUCCCGAUUACGGCAGCAUUUUGAGUUCCUUAUUGGUCGGUCCUUGCGCCCUCGACUAUUCCAGGACCAAAAGUCAGGACCAUUUUUGGACCGACCCGCCAGCAGACGAGCUGGUCCAAAUACACAGAAUUUGCAGGUGUCCAUCCACACCGCCUUCCGUCAGGAAAUCUGUCGUGAGAAAACCUCUGAACGCGAGCUCUGAGGAUUCAAUGGCAGGUAGAUCGAGCACUCAAAGCUUGGCCAAGGAUUACGUUGAAUCUUUGCAUCAAAACUCGCGAGCUACCUUACUGUUCGGUAAAAAUAAUGUGCUGGUGAUGCCGUUGAAUUCCGAUGUAUCUCGAUCCAUACCGGGGUAUUUGAGUUUGCAUCAGAUGGCGUCAGGUCUUACCAUCAAGUGGACUCCAAACCAGUUGAUGAACGGGUGCGGGGAGGAGAUAGCCGAUAAAAAUGUCUAUUGGGAUUACGCUUUGCAAGUACGUUUGGACGAAAUAGUGUACGUUCAUUGUCACCAAGACGUUGAUACUGGUGGUACUGUUAUUCUAGUGGGACAGGAUGGUGUCCAGAGACCACCAAUACAUUUUCCCAAAGGGGGACACAUGUUGGGCUUCCUUUCUUGCAUAGAGACGGGGCUUUUGCCCAGAGGUAGGUUGGAUCCACCUCUGUGGAGCCAAAGACAAGGCAGCAACACCAAACGUAGACGACCUUUGCCUGCUCUGUCUGAAAGUGAGGAGACAUCGAAGCAUUACGUCUUCAGAAUCAUAGAUAAUAUGAAUCCUAAGGAUAUUUUGUUUAAGAGAAACGUCUUAAUGGACACCACAGCUCUACUGUCGACUAAAGUUAGGGUGCAACUUGGAAGUACCAGUACUAGUUCGGAAAGUUCCUCCAAAAGUUUUAGUUUAGAUCAUCAAAACGUACCUGAUUCGCCACCUAGCAUCUGUAUACAAGCCGUGUGUGAUUCUAUGAAGCGACAGUUCAUCUCAAGAGCGUUCUACGGCUGGUUGGCAUACUGCAGGCACUUAUCCACAGUAAGAACCCAUCUUAGUGGUUUGGUGAACAGCAAAAUAAUACACAGUGAGGGGGCAAAAGAAGGCAUAACACCCCAGAAAUGGAUUGAACUGUACAAAGACGAAAUUCUACACGAUCACAACGAAAUAUACCGACUGGUUUACUUUGGUGGCAUUUGCAAUGAUGACAUACGCCGCGAACUAUGGCCCUACCUUCUAGGUCACUACAAGUUCGGAAGCACCAAGGAACAAAGACACGAAUUGAGCGAAGAAACCAAACAAGCGUACGAAAACACCAUGUCCGAAUGGUUGGCAGUCGAGGCGAUAGUCAGGCAACGAGAUAAAGAAAAACAAGCUAAAGCCAUAGCUAAAUUGAGCAGCGAAAGUAUGUCUGGGGAUGCCCCACAGAUUCAAAGAAGUCUCAGUAAUGAUGUUUUCGAAGAUAUCUCCGAUACUGACACAUCGAAUCCUGAGAUUGGGAGUAGUGAAACCUCACCUGAAAAGAAACCACUAAAAACGAAACAAAACACCAUUAAGUAUGACGACGACGAUGACGAAGAAGAGAACAAGAAUCUCAACGUGGAAAAAAUCCUCAUCAACGGUUUAUGCGAGGAGGAAAUCAUCAAAAACGAAGACGUUAAAGAGUGCACUGAAGAAGAGUUGAAGGAUUUCAUUCACAACGUUAUAGUUACUAACCCCAGCGUGGAUAUGUCGGUUUUAGGUAGUGAAUCUCCGCGUAGAGACCAUCUGGAUGCUGUAACGGAAGAAAAUAACUCUUCUCUGGAUACCUGCAUUGAGACUCACGGUUUGGCAUCGCCGGCUAGAUCAGCUUGCGUCUCGCCUGCUAGUUCUAAUGGUGGAAUAUAUAGUCAAGAACUAUUAGAGACAUUCGGUUUAAACCUACAUAGAAUAGAGAAAGACGUUCAGAGGUGUGAUAGGAACUAUUGGUACUUUUCUGGGGACAAUGGUCUGGAUAAGUUGAGAAACGUUAUGUGUACAUAUGUUUGGGAGCAUUUGGAGGUUGGCUAUGUACAAGGCAUGUGCGAUUUGGCAGCGCCUUUGUUGGUCAUCUUCAAUGACGAAUCUCUAACCUACGCAUGCUUUUGCCAUUUGAUGGAAAGAAUGGUAGAGAAUUUCUCCAAUGGAAACGCCAUGGACUGUCACUUUGCUAACAUGAGGUCUUUAAUACAGAUUUUAGAUUCAGAAUUGUAUGAGUUAAUGCAAUCACAUGGAGAUUACACCCACUUUUACUUUUGCUACCGCUGGUUUCUUCUGGACUUUAAGAGAGAACUAGUCUACUCCGACGUAUAUGCAACAUGGGAAGUCAUUUGGGCCGCCCAGCAUAUAUCCAGCACACACUUCGUGCUAUUUCUAGCUCUAGCUCUUCUGGAGACUUACAGAGACAUCAUACUCUCAAACGGAAUGGAUUUCACAGACAUAAUAAAGUUUUUUAACGAGAUGGCUGAGAGACAUGAUGCCAAAUCAGUACUGGAUCUCGCGAAAGAUUUGGUUCUACAGUUACAACUCCUAAUAGAAAAUAAAUAAGUGGAAAAUCGAUUUCAUAAAUUAGGCAAAUGUAUGUAGAAAGAUAAAUAAUUUUAUUCACACAUCUACAUAUUUUAAAUUCAACUAUGUAGCACAAAUACUGUAAAAAUAUAGCACGAACUAUUUUUUGUGAUAAAAAUAUAUAUAUAUAAAAAAUACUAUAUAUACCUCAAAUAAAAAUAACAAACAUAUUUUAAG